GCCUCGUGUCGCUGUGGAAUGUCGACUCCAGUGAACCCCUGCAUCGUCUGAUGCGUGAGCUUCGCCUAUGCCAGCGACAACAACGCCUCCUUCUACAAGGUCAUGCGCUCCAGAUUCGACAGCAUCAAAACGGCCUACCUAAAGAAGGCCCCUCCGCCGAAGCGACAGUUCAGUGCGCCCAGCCUGAUGAACCCCAAGCACAUGGAGGUUCUGCAGGAGUUUGGCAUACAGAACUAUGACCAACCCGUGCCCCCGCAGAACAUUGCUGCCAUGAAGGCCAACAAGAUCCGGGAGAAGCAACGUGGUGGUCAACAGUUGCUGCCGCCGCAGUCCCAACAGCAGCAGCAACAACAACAACAACAACAUCAGCCCCAGCAACAGGCGCCGCAGAUGCAACAGCAGCCCCAGCCCCACCAACAGCAGGUACAGCAGCAGCUGGCCACAGCUUCACCCGUUCCCCAAACUCUUCCCGUACAACAGCAGCAGCAACAGCAGACCGUGGAACUGGUGCAGCAGCAGCAACAGCCCAUCAACACGAACACAACGGUGGCGGUUCCCUCCGCCGGGCAGCUGCAGCAGAUGCAAAUCCAGCACUUAACCAGCGCCAACGUAUCGCCCGGCCAGCAGACGGCCAUUCUCCUGCAUCAGUCCCAGCAGCAAAUGCGCACUCACCCGGGACAAGGCCAGCAGUCCGCCACGCAACAGCUGGUGAAGACCAUUGUGGGAACCUCUUCCAAUCUGACGGCAGGACAGCUGCAGCAGCUGGCCCAACAGUCGGCCGCUGCCAACCCGGGCCAAUCCAGCGUCAGCGUGGUGCUCACAACGCCCGUACAGAGUCUGCCGGCCGUUGUUCAGACACAGUCUGGCAGCGCAGCCCAGAUCGUGUCCAUCUCGUCACAGACAACGCUACCCGUAAACAGUUCCCCGCAGCUAGGAAGCAUUGUGCAGACCCAGACCCUGCCCCAGGUCGUCUCCGUAAGCACACUGCCCACCGUGGGUUCCGUGCUGACCACCACUGCCAGUCAACAGCAGCAACAGCAACAGCAGACCACGGCAGUGACCACACUUAACACCGCCAUGCUGCGGGGUCAGCGAAUUGUGUCCGCUUCCACGGGAAACACGCUGCAGCAGCGAACAAAUGCAGCCGGACAGUCGAUUGUGUCCGUGCCCAACCUCGGCCAGGGCGUCAGUCCCGCCCAGUUCCAGACGCAACUUCGUCUGGCCGCAGUGCCCACGUCCCCAGCCACACAAACACAGCUGGUGACCACCAAGGGCAUUCCAGUGACUGCCCUUCAGCAGGGAGGGAAGACGACGGUCAUUCCCGGAAACCAGCAGCCGGGAGGCGCUCACAUCCAGCUGUAUCGCCAGCGUAGCCUCAAGGUGCUGCAGACGCAGCCGGCUCCCGUUGGUGGGACAGCAGGCGGUGGAGUGGCCACUGCCAAUCUGGUGCAGACAGCGGGUACCAUCAUCCAGGCCGGCAACAUGCCCACCCAUGUGACCAGCCAAAAGGUGGCCGUCUCCGGAAUGCCGGGAGCUGGCGUCGUACAGGCGGCCAACGUCGUUAGCAGUGUCCAGAUGCACGGCCAGGCCCGGACGCAGUUCAUCAAGCAAAUGGCCAGCAAGCAAAGUCUGCAGCGUCAGGUGAUAUCGGCGGACGGCAGCACCACUUCAGCGGCAGCCGGAGACAUGCUUCUGGUUAAGCGACACAACAUACUGGCCACCCAAAAGGGCCAACAGGCGACGGGCGCCCUCUUCACCACCACCACGGCCGUUCAGCAACAGCAGCAACAGGGACAGCUGCCAGUGGCCGGACAGAUACAGCCCCAGCAGGUCACCCAGCAGCAGAUUGCAUCCCUGGUGAAGGCCUCCACGGCGGCGGCAGCCAGCGGGAGCAGUUUGAGCGCGGGUGGAGUCACAGUCUCCGCCACGGGUCCCACCGUGCAGGCGGGAAGCGUGAACAUCCCUUUGCCGCAGCUCAAGUGCGGAAGCCAGAUCAAGGUGACCAUGCCCAUGCGGCAUCUGCAAAUGCAGCAACAGCUGACGAUGCCGCGCAAGAUCAGCCGAAUGACACAGCUGGUAAGCGCCAGCGGACAGCCAACGGCCACCAACAUUGUGUCCGGUCCCCAGCCGCAGCAGCAGCAGUCUGGCGGCAUGACCGUCACCGGUGGGGGAACCCUGCCCACGGUGGCAGGCCAACAACAGCAGCAGCAGAAGGUGACAACCGGUGGAGGUAGUGUCCAGGCCCAGCUGUUGCACAUUCAAAACACCAAGACGCUGCCCAGCUCGGUGACGGUGCAGCAGUUCCAACAGGUUAUGCGCAGUGGGCAGCAGGGGACGUUGGCCACCACGAAUUUGGUGCUGGGCAAGACUAGUCUCGGACGGGUCAUACCCGUGUCGGUGGCCUCGCAGGCCAAUCAGCGGCAGACGAUCCAGGUGGUAUCGGCCGCCUCUGCCCAGGCCCUUGCUGCCGGCAGCCUGCGCACUCACGUGGGUAGCCCAGGCAUUACCAACGCCCUGAAAGUGGCCGCUGGGGGCCAGAACACGCAGCAGACCCUGAUUGCUGCUCUGCAGCACAAUCAGCGGCAAAAUGCCAGUCCCGUCCGGCUGCAAACCACUGCCGGUGGGAACCUGCUGGCUGUUGUCCAGCAACAACAACAGCAACAUCAACAACAACAGAUACAACAACAGCAGCAGCAACAGCAUCAGCAGCAGCACACUAGCAUCGCUGGGCCCACAUCGGGGCCCGCUGAGGUGAUGACGAUAACGCAGACCACCACUACCUUGCCCACGGUGAGCGGUCUGCAGCAGCAACAGCAGCAGAAGCAGGGCGGCAUGUCACUACCCACAACGCAACAGGUACGCAAGCUGGUACAGAAAAAGAUCAUGAUACGCAGCGAAAAAGAAUAACAUUUAGCGCAUAGUCGGUCGCAAAGAGCCGACAGGGCACGCAAUCGGCGGAGCAUCUCGAGCAUCACCUCCACCGUCGCUUCCACAGCCACCACAAACACCACCAAUUCAAACUCAAACUCGAACUCCAGUCCCUACUCCACAACCACCACAAGCACAAGCACAAGCAUCACCAACUCGAUCAACUGCCAAACAAUUUGAAUCUUUCGAAUCAAGUUUCGACCAAAUUCCGAACACUCAUACCACGUCGAUCUUCAUGCAUUAAAUCAAUUAGUCAAAUAGUUUAGUCAUUGCUAAAUUGAUCUCAAUUUCUGUCGAUUGGUUUUGCAGCCAUGAGCGAUGGCAAUGGGCGAUCGCUCGACAGCUGUGGAGGAUUUGGAAAAGAUCGUGCUGAUGACGAUGACGAUCGCUUCAAUCAGCUCGGGGCGUGGCCGCCGAAUUACUUUUACCAAUCAUAGUGUACCGUAGCCUUAGUUUAAUUCGCAAUAACUCUUAAGUACCUAUAGUAAUUACUGGCAAACUGCCUGCUUUAAAUUAAACUUGUAAAUUGUAGUCAUCUAAGCUCUCCCCUCACCCCACGCCGUAUGUACAUUUGUAAAUCCAUCAAAUACUACAUACUACAAAUUAAUAAAUGUACAUCUAUUUAGACUAUAAUUUACUUAUGCUCUAGUAUAAUGAACAAAUUACAGAAAUAAAGGAAAAAUAUAAAGAUA
Drosophila miranda is the source of this 3620-nucleotide messenger RNA. Its product is annotated as helicase domino-like. The coding region runs from base 103 to 2907 and encodes 934 amino acids. Lineage: Eukaryota; Metazoa; Arthropoda; Insecta; Diptera; Drosophilidae. The transcript is spliced from 2 exons. The record is from RefSeq and is a predicted model, not a curated record.